CCCCGCGGUGCCCAGGAUGAUCUACCCCACGGCCCACCCGCUGAAGCCUGCGCGGACGGACGUGCUGGUCACCACCUCCUGGCUUGCGCCCAUCGUCUGGGAGGGGACCUUUGACCCCGACAUCCUGGACGCGCAGUUCAGAAACACCACCAUUGGGCUGACAGUGUUCGCCAUCAAGAAGUAUGUGGUCUUCCUGAAGCUGUUCCUGGAAACGGCUGAGCAGUUCUUCAUGGUGGGACACCAGGUCAACUACUACGUCUUCACAAACCGGCCAGCCGACGUCCCUGACGUCCCCCUUGGCCGGGGCCGCCGGGUUGUGGUCCUCCAGGUCCGGAGCUACCGCCGCUGGCAGGACGUGUCCUUGCGCCGCAUGGAGGUGAUCAGCAGCUUCGCGGAGCGGCGCUUCCUGCAAGAGGUGGACUACCUGGUGUGUGCGGACGUGGACAUGAAGUUUAGCGACCGGGUGGGCGCCGAAGUCCUGUCCCCGCUGUUUGGCACGCUGCACCCGGGCUUCUACACGGCUGGCCGCCAGGCCUUCACCUACGAACGCCGCUCUGCCUCCCAGGCCUACAUACCCCCCGACGAGGGGGACUUCUACUACACCGGAAGCUUUUUUGGGGGCUCGGUGUCGGAAGUGCACAGGCUCACCAAGGCCUGUCACCAGGCAAUGAUGGUGGACCUCGCCCAUGGCAUUGAGGCCGUGUGGCAGGACGAGAGCCACCUGAACAGGUACCUGCUAUACCACAAGCCCGCCAAGGUGCUGUCCCCCGAGUACAUGUGGGACGAGCACAUGCUAGGCAGGCCCCCCGUCCUCAGGAAGAUGAGAUACAUGGCUGUGCCCAAGAACCACCAGGCCAUCCGGAACCCAUGAGACCGCCCGUCCCACCCGGAAUGCCAGGAGGUGGGAGAAAGGCCAGCCGGGUGGUCUGGGACCGGGAAGUGGCGCUCAUCUCCCGACAUUUUCUUCUGGAAUCAUGGCCGCCACCCACCCAGCACCUUGGGGAAUCUGUGCGGUUCCCCAAACUCCCAGCACCCACGCAAGCGGGUGCCACCGUGACCACUUGGCUGCCUUUGCUUGGUCACACAGCCCCUCUGUCCCCCUCCCCCCAUAUCCCCUACCACCUGCACCCACUCCUCAGUCACCAGGUGGUCUCUCUGCCACGCCAGGGCGCCAUCUCAGCCCACUUCACCGUGAAAUCCCUUAGUGCAGAAUUCAUAGCGUGGCCUGGAGCUCCCUGUUGGUCCCCGAGUCUUGGGUUGGGGGUGUCGUCUGAAACAAGUGUGUGGGCCAUGAAAGAAUGGGAGUCCAUUCCCAUUUCAUGGCUCCUUUGGUAGAGCCUGCGGCCGGUGGAGGUCUGCCGGGGCAGGUGGUGGCAGCAUUAGGAGCCUGACUUAUUUAAUUGGUUAUAUCACAUCGGACCUCCCUGCAAUGAGAGUGGUAUCCCUGUGGCCCCCUCCCCACCCCACGCCCACAAGACAGCACACAGGCUAAGUGAUGCCAGGUGUCUGCUGCAAGUCAUGGGGUCAGGGCCGAGAAGUGUCUGACUCCUGGCCCCACAGUGUGGUCUCUGUGCUUCCUGGGGGCAGGUGUGGUCCU
This is a messenger RNA of Echinops telfairi (small Madagascar hedgehog), 1597 nucleotides long. RefSeq names its product ABO, alpha 1-3-N-acetylgalactosaminyltransferase and alpha 1-3-galactosyltransferase (gene ABO). NCBI's taxonomy places the organism in Eukaryota, Metazoa, Chordata, Mammalia, Afrosoricida, Tenrecidae. Gene Ontology annotation, molecular function: glycoprotein-fucosylgalactoside alpha-N-acetylgalactosaminyltransferase activity. Bases 17 to 871 code for a protein of 284 amino acids. Gene Ontology annotation, biological process: carbohydrate metabolic process. The record is from RefSeq and is a predicted model, not a curated record. Gene Ontology annotation, cellular component: vesicle; Golgi apparatus; membrane. The transcript is spliced from 4 exons.